GCAAGUCCCGUGUCUUCGUGGCGGCGGCCCGCCCCAGCUGCCUUGCUCCUCUGGGCGAUUGCCAGCCUCACCAGCACGGUCGCCAGGGCGGAGCAGCAGCGAUGGUGACUCGUCCGCUGGCGUCGAGGAAUACCAGCUGACCGUCUUCCAGCAGCAGACCCUCGACCGUCUGGAGCUGGUGAGGCUGCCCAUUGCACAAGACGGCAACUGCCAGUUUGGGGCAGUGGCCAGGUGCGUUGGAAUGGGUGGCCAGGAAGCGCGGCAGCUGGCGGUCGACCACAUCCGCUCGCACAGAGAACGGUUCGAAGGUUUCAUCUUGGACGAGACCUUUGGGCAGUUCCUGCAGCGGCUUGCGGUCUCCGGCGCGUGGGGCGACAUGUGCACGCUGUUUGCCCUCGCUGAUGCCCUUGGCAUUGAGAUAGUGGCCAUCCAGGAAGAAGCAACGAUAGACGUUGCUCCUCUGCGUGGCCCACUACACGGCAAGGUGCAUCUCGUGCACUUCCAGGAACGCCACUUUGAUGCCACCGGCAGCGGCCAUGGGCACGUUCCUGGCACUGAUGUGGCAACAUCAUCCCUUGCGCUCCUCAGGACACUUGUCGCAGACUCCAGCGGAAUCCACGAAGAUGAGGAAGCUGAGGCCGGACAUUCGCAGUUGGAAUGCUGCCAUGCGGGCUGCCGGGGUGGGAGCCUGUAA
Molecule: messenger RNA, 694 nt
Organism: Symbiodinium sp. CCMP2456
Lineage: Eukaryota; Dinophyceae; Suessiales; Symbiodiniaceae
Source: the annotation of a GenBank genome assembly